UGAACCAUAUAAUACUUGUAUACAUGCAUAUGUGUGUCAAUUUAAUUAUAUGGUAAUGCAUUUGCUGAAACUUCAAUUAAUUGUGAACACAUAUUUUGCAGCAUAGAGAAAUGGAAGACUAUGUUAUAAGGACAAUUGUUGUUGGAGUUGUUUCAUGGACAUCAGCUUUUGUCCUAGUGAGAAGAAUCUUUCCCAAGCGUUCUUUUGAUUUCUGCAACCGCGUUGUGUCCACGCUCCAUGCAACUUUAGCAGUCACAUUGGCUUGGCUCUCUGUUGAAGAUUGGAAGUGUCCAAUUUGUCCUGUGGGAUCAAAAUCUUCACCCAAACAGAUGCAAGUCCUAGCAGUUAGCCUUUCUUAUCUCAUUUAUGAUCUAGCUUGUUGUCAAUUGGAUGAAAGAGUGAAUCUAGACAACACCGUCCACCAUUUGGUAAGCAUUGUUGGAAUUGGAGCAGGUCUUUCCUAUCAAAAGUGUGGCUCAGAAAUGGUAGCGACAAUAUGGAUAACAGAGAUAUCAAGCCCAUUCUUGCAUUUGAGGGAGCUUCUUAAAGAGCUUGGUUACAGGGAUACCCUUCUUAAUUUGGCUGCUGAUAUUCUAUUCGCAGCCAUAUUUACAUUUGCUAGGAUGGUGGUCGGACCAUGUAUCACUUACGUAACUUUAUCUGCCAACUAUCCACUUCUCAUAAAGGCUAUGGGAUUGGGUUUGCAGCUGGUAAGUGCAUUCUGGUUCUUCAAAAUUGUAAGAAUGAUGAAACACAAAUUAACCAAAAGAACAACAUCGAAAUAUGGGGUCAACCACGCCAACAUCACGAGGAAGACCACUAACUCAAAAUUGCAAUAGAGUCAGCAAUCAUCAAGAAUGAGAGAGACACAAGACAUAAGGAUACUUCAAUCAGUUAAAUGCAUGCUUGCUACUGCAUCUUGACCAACUCACUCUGACGUGGUUUUUCGAAAUGCAGUGCCUAAUAGGCUAUUAUAGAAGUGUGAAUGUAAUUUUCAAGCUGAUUGGCAGCUGAAUUUGAUUGGUUUGUGCACCUGGGCACGUACAUUAAUUUUACACUAUUUCUAGUGGACAAAUUUGGUUUAUACGGAA
Messenger RNA from Glycine soja, 1091 nucleotides. RefSeq names its product transmembrane protein 136-like. The transcript is spliced from 5 exons. Lineage: Eukaryota; Viridiplantae; Streptophyta; Magnoliopsida; Fabales; Fabaceae. The record is from RefSeq and is a predicted model, not a curated record. The coding region runs from base 111 to 839 and encodes 242 amino acids. Gene Ontology annotation, cellular component: membrane.